UCAGUAAUUGGAAAAAUAAAAACAGAGUGGCUACACAUUUGGCAGUGAGAAUGUAGAUAGAGAAAAUGACCUAGGAGCUCAAGAUUCUUGAGAAAAUCUCCUGAGUGUCUCCAACUUAAAAGCUCCAUUUCUUAUAGUCUGUAUCCUUUCACCCUGAUGGCUUGGUGACCCUAAAUUGUAAUUACAUUUACCUUGGAUGUUUAUUUCUCUUUUCUGUAUAAGAUUUGAGACUCUUUGAGUCCCACGAAUGUCUCCAUGGUAUAGUUUUUAAAUGCUUCCCUUUUAAAAUUAUGUUGGUGAUUUUUAUUUUAGACUUUCUGAUUAUUUUCAAGGGAGUGCUUAUUUAAAUUAAGUUGCAUAUAUCCAUCUUGCAUUUGAGUACCAUGUGUUUUUAUCUGUAGCUGAUCUGCUUGAAAGGAUACAGUUUCCACCUCCAAAAUUUAUACUUUGAAGUAAAAUAGUUUAUCCUUUCAUGAAUCUUUGAGCAGUUAGAGGUUAAGCAGGCAUGGGUGUUACUUUCUAAAAGCGCAUAUUACAGAAGAGGGUUAGUCUUUGCCAAUAUGGCAAUGUUCAUUAUCUUUUCAGAGGACGGGCAAUACAGAGAUAUCUGUAAAUGGAGAACGAGUGUCUGUAGUUCAGUUUAUAUAAUUUUAUCUGUUAGACAACUGAAUUAAUCUAUUGCAGUAUAAUUCACCUAUCAUAAACAAUAAACCAUGAUAAACUCCUCUUUGAGAGACUAUAAGAAAUCUUUCCACAGCCACAGAGAUAUAUCAGUAUCACACCCACCCAAGCCAGGCAAACUUCUGUCUCUGCCCCUACCCCCUUAGUGUUGUUUUAUACAGAUCCUCACUGGUCAAGAAGGUAUUGUCAAGUUUUACUGACUUCACAUAUAGUGUAAACAGUGAGAUUUUUUUUUCCCAUUUGAUAAACAUAAAAUUAUAAUACUGAAUACACUUUUUUUUUUCAGAUUACACAUUUAUCUCCACCCUUAAUUCCCAUAAGCCCUUCUAAAAGGACAGACCCUCCAUUCCUUAGUUGAGAAUCACUGCUUUGUUGAAAAGUAUGGAGAGGCUGAGAUGGAAAAGUAUAGAGUAGCAUUUUAUGCCGUUUUGAUGGGAAAGAGUGAGGAGGAAUGUAAAACAGGAGAUUUGAGACUCUAGAUCUCCCCAAAAAAACCAGAUGAAUGUCAGUUUAUACUUAACUUUGAGGGGCUCACUUUCUGUAGGAUUAACAGUAGUUUCUCCUUUAAUAAGGAUAUGAGAUGAAGCGUGAUUAUUGCUCUAUAUAAAAGAUUUCUCUAGAGGUAACUGGCUCGCUAUUUGGAGAUUAUAGAUAGGUGGUCUUGGGAAUUUAACCUUAACUAAUUAGUUUAUUCCAUUUCUCUCCCACUUCCACCCUUCAAGAUUGCUGUUAUUAGUCUGGUCAUUAGUUUGGAAUUGUGAAAAGUGACUACAUAAAUAUAGCCACUAAACUCUUAUCUUUCCUUUUGAACACAUACAUGUGUUUCUCUUAUGGACAGUGGUGCGUCAAGAGUCACUUUUCAUUCCCAAUAUGGUAAAAGUCUGGUAGGACGUCUUUAUCUAGGCAGAUGCUUUACCUAGGGAUAUCUAAAUGCUUCAUAUAUUUGAAACCUGCUUUAACAUCCAUUAAUUUUUACUACCAGUGUUUGAACCAUGGAAGAAAUUUAAUGACAUAGAUGAGCUUGAUAGAAUAGGCCAGAUGUGUAUACAGCCAGGAGGACCCACAAGUAGGAAUAGAGGAGGGGUGAAGAAAGAGGUAUGUUGGGGGAAGUUAGAGAUAUGUUCCUAAUCUUAGGAAAAUCAAUUGCAGCUUAAAAAUGGAAGCUAAAAACAAGUAGGAGACUAGGAUAAAAAAUACGGAUGAGAUGAAUUGGGUCAGCAGAGGUGAGUUGAUGGGAUGGACUUGAGAAGUAAUGAUACUUGGUGGUGUGGCAUUAAAUCAGUGGAGAGGUUUGUUAAUUAUUGGGCCUAGACUAAACCAGGAGAAGCAGAGGUUUGGCCCAAAAAUUGGAAAAGGGGAGGUAAGUGGUAAUGCACUCUCCUUUAAAAGCUUAUACUUGAGUCAUAGAGGAUAAAGAAAUGUUUCAGGAACUGUUAGCUUUGUUUCUUCCAUUAAAAAAUGAGAUUGCUCUUUGAGGUUGGGCCAUUGUAGAUAGAAGGAUAAGCAUUAGAAAGGAUAUGUAAAUAGCACAGAAUUGUGGAAAGGACAAAAUAAUCCAUGUUAAAAAUGUCAGGUUAUAAACUAUUAUCAGUAUAAGCUUCUAGUUAAUGGAAACUGUUACUGUGGUUUGUGUAUGACACCUAGCUGUUAGAUAUUUAGUGUAACUUCUCUCACAGUGAACAAGAGAUGAAAGAUAAUAGAUGGUAAAGUAGGGCAUAACUAGAAAAAACUGAUGGUAGUGUUGACUUGAGGAAAUUUAUAAAAUUAUUGAGUCGGUUUUCAUUAAAUCAAGAUACACUCAUAACUUUUCUGAUUGCCAUUUGGGGUAAUUUUUAGGUAGAUUUUAGGUAAGAGAGACUGGAAUGAGUUCAUGGAACAGUUUAACCAGGAGUGGGAAGUGAUAUAGAUCCUGGAUGAGAUGUGAAGGGUAUACGAUUAACAAAGCAGGGAAGAUCUUGUUAGCAUUGGUGGACAUGCCAUGUAUACUCUGUAAUUUUGAUCGAUGUGCCAACUACUGAAAUAUCUGUUUUCUUUGUCUGUGUCAGAGUUUAUGGGAUAUCAUAUUGUUUUAUAAGAACAACUGGGAUGGAUUGGGAAAGGGAAAAAUAAUAGCUUGGGGGUUAUGUGGAAGUCUCCUUUAGUCAAAUCUAUACUGUAUCACUGACAAAUUUCUUAUCUUCUGUCUUCCAAAAGUUGGGACAAAUGGUCUUACCAAGCAAGGCCUUCCUGGAUUGUCAAACAUUGACAUUAUACGCAAAGAACAGAUAGUACUUUUUCAUAUAUUUUAGUUACGUGGUGAUGUACUUAUAGUUUCUUGUCUUAGAUAGUUUUCUUUUUCCAGUGUCUUUGUGGACUUAAAAUUCCACAUAUGGAUUUAGUAAACAUCCUUUCAGUCAUUUGUAGGACAGUUUUUAAAGAUAGGAAGCUUUCUACUGUCUCAUCUUAGAGUAAAAAAAAACACUUAGUUUUUGUGAGCACUGAAUGGUUCAGUCCAGAUAGUGCAGGCAAAUACAUUAAUUCCUUAAAUAUUUUUUGAGUUGCUACUGUGUGUGUGGUACCCUGCUGGUUCCUCAGGGAUCCAUAGAUAUGGUCCCCAUCAUUCAGGAGCUUUCUGUCUCUUAGGGAAAGAGCAGCUGGGCCAUCAUGCAGGAUUGUGCUGGGUGUGCAUUGCACACAUUCAGGAUCAUCAAUUUAUAUAUUUAGUAUGACAGUUUUCCAGCAGAUGGCGUAAAAGCAUCUUGAGGAGCAGGCAGCUUUUUAUAAUUUGCACAGGAAACAUUUGGGCCUUCAGGGGACAUGGACAAGACACUCGUCUUUUUGGUAAAAUAUUAAAUAUAAGUGCCUUAAGUAAGGUGGAAACAAUGCUGUGGGUACUCAGAGGAGGUGGAGGGAUCAAGUCACCACACAUUGCUUACCUGUUAACGGGGCAGAGGAUGAGGGCUGACUUUAUGCAGUAGAAGGCAUUUGAGGAUGGGUAAGAUUUUAGCUGGGAGACUUGUUGCAGGUGGUGGGGAUGUCCCAGUCAGAAGCUGCAGCAUAGUAGGCAAAGUCACAGAGGUAGGAAUCAUGUUCAGGGAACUGUGUAUUCUACAUUUGGACUGGAAUGUAUGACAUAUAUAGUAAAUGGUGAGAGGGAAUAUUGGGAAUAUAAAUUGGAGACAAAAUGGAGAAAGUCUUGAAUCCCUUGCAGAGGAAGUUUUUUUAUCUUUAAUAUGAGAAAGAUCUCUUGAGAGGAGACUUUAGAUCAGAAAUGCUAGGUAUGGAUUAAUUGAUAUGUUAACUAGUCUAAAGUUUGGGAAACUCCCUGGUAAAAUUGUACUAUGAACUUGGUGAGAUUGUACUAUGAGUUUGGUUAAAUGUUGUUAGUUUUGCCAGUAGGAAGCAAAGGUAUCUAAAAUACAGAGAAAGUUUAUAAAAUAGAAUAUAUCCAGAAACCUUCAUCUGUAUUCACUGAAAUGCUGGUGGUAUAUUUUUAAGUUCUGCCAAUUCAGGACUAAAAAUAGAAGAUGAAUGAUGGUUAAGUUUCCUGAUCUCUACCUGAGAAUGAUAACUGUAAAAAGAAAUGGACAGAGAUCGCUGACUGAAUGCUAUUGACAAAAAAGGAACUUAAAAGUGUGUAGGUGUGAGCCCAAAAAGGGGGUUGGUUUGAUUUAUUUCUUUUUUUCUUCUUUAGUUUUAUUUUUGAAGCAGAAAUGUGGGUGUUCUUUCUGCUGUGUCUCUAUCCUCAAAUUUCCUCACAUUUCCCUCUUCUUUUAUUUUAUUAUUUUGAUACUAUUAAGGGUAGUACCUAAGAAGGAGAAAUUUUCUCUGAGGUCACCAACUUUGUUUAUCUUUUAUUUGUAUUCCCACAACAGGAAUUCUACCGUCUUCCUCUGAAGAUCUAGCCAUCUUGCUCCAUGAAGGUCAGGACAAUCUGACAUGCACUUGUUUCUUGCCUCUUUACCUGAAGAGUAGUCCUCUUCCAUUGUGUACAUUUUUUUCUUAAUAGGGGAGGGGAGGGGAGAGCCAAUACCCCCCUCCCCUUCCCUCCCUGGGCUUUGGGGAAUACCUUCCAUUGCUUUACCAAGAUGGCAGACCCCAUCAUGGAUCUGUUUGAUGACCCAAAUUUAUUUGGCCUGGACUCUCUGACUGAUGACGGCUUCAACCAGGUCACACAAGACCCCAUUGAGGAAGCCCUUGGACUGCCAAGCUCUCUGGACUCCUUGGAUCAAAUGAACCAGGAUGGCGGAGGUGGUGAUGUGGGCAAUUCAUCAACAAGUGAACUGGUCCCCCCAACAGAGGAAACAGGCCCUACAGAAAUUCCCAAAGAAUCAACAGUUCCAGCUCCAGAAUCUUUAACCUUGCAUGAUUAUACCACUCAGCCCGCCAGCCAAGAGCAGCCAGCCCAACCUGUCUUACAGACGACGAUGCCAACAUCGGGACUUUUGCAGGUCUCCAAGAGCCAGGAGGUCUUGAGCCAAGGGAAUCCUUUCAUGGGUGUCUCUGCCACAGCUGUCUCCAGUAGUACUGGAGGGCAGCCACCUCAGUCAGCUCCUAAGAUUGUUAUCCUUAAGGCCCCACCAAGCUCCUCAGUUACUGGUGCCCAUGUGGCACAGAUUCAGGCCCAAGGUGUCACCAGCACAGCUCAGCCCCUGGUGGCUGGCACAGCCAAUGGUGGAAAAGUCACUUUUACCAAAGUGCUAACCGGCACCCCCCUUCGACCAGGUGUUUCCAUUGUCUCUGGUAAUACAGUGUUGGCCGCCAAGGUCCCUGGGAACCAGGCUACUGUUCAGCGCAUUGUCCAGCCCAGCCGACCAGUAAAGCAGCUGGUCCUACAGCCAGUUAAGGGUUCAGCUCCUGCUGGAAACCCUGGGGCCACAGGGCCCCCACUGAAGCCUGCAGUUACACUGACCUCUACACCUACCCAGGGUGAAUCGAAACGCAUCACUCUGGUCCUCCAGCAACCACAGUCGGGAGGUCCCCAAGGACACCGGCAUGUUGUGCUAGGAAGUUUACCAGGCAAGAUAGUGUUACAGGGCAACCAGCUGGCAGCCCUGACUCAAGCCAAGAAUGCCCAGGGGCAGCCUGCCAAAGUAGUAACUAUCCAGCUGCAGGUGCAGCAGCCACAGCAAAAAAUCCAGAUCGUACCACAGCCUCCAUCAUCUCAGCCGCAGCCUCAGCAGCCACCCUCAACCCAGCCAGUGACUCUCUCGUCUGUGCAGCAGGCUCAGUUAAUGGGACCAGGACAAAGCCCAGGACAGAGACUUUCAGUACCACUCAAAGUGGUGCUGCAGCCACAGGCUGGCUCUUCCCAAGGGGCCUCUUCAGGGCUUUCUGUAGUUAAAGUUCUAAGUGCCAGUGAAGUGGCAGCAUUAUCAUCGCCAGCAAGCUCUGCCCCUCAUACUGGGGGCAAGACAGGAAUGGAGGAAAACCGCAGGCUGGAGCACCAGAAGAAGCAAGAGAAAGCAAAUCGGAUCGUAGCAGAGGCCAUUGCUAGGGCCCGUGCCCGGGGUGAACAGAACAUACCUCGUGUCCUGAAUGAGGAUGAAUUGCCCAGUGUUCGGCCAGAGGAGGAAGGUGAAAAGAAACGCAGGAAGAAGAGCAGUGGGGAGAGGCUCAAGGAGGAAAAGCCAAAGAAGAGCAAAACUUCCGGUACCUCCAAAACUAAGGGCAAAAGUAAGCUGAACACAAUUACUCCUGUGGUGGGUAAGAAGAGAAAGCGUAAUACCUCAUCUGAUAAUUCAGAUGUGGAAGUCAUGCCUGCACAAUCACCCCGGGAAGAUGAAGAAAGCAGCAUUCAGAAGAGACGGUCAAAUCGCCAAGUAAAGCGAAAAAAAUAUACAGAGGAUCUGGAUAUAAAGAUCACAGAUGAUGAAGAAGAAGAAGAGGUGGAUGUAACUGGUCCAAUAAAACUUGAGCCUAUCCUCCCUGAACCAGUGCAGGAACCAGAUGGCGAGACUCUGCCUUCUAUGCAGUUCUUUGUGGAGAAUCCCAGUGAAGAAGAUGCAGCCAUUGUAGACAAAGUGCUUUCUAUGAGGGUUGUGAAGAAGGAGCUUCCUUCAGGACAGUAUACUGAAGCAGAAGAAUUCUUUGUCAAGUACAAGAACUACUCCUACCUGCACUGUGAGUGGGCUACUAUCUCCCAGCUAGAGAAGGAUAAGAGGAUCCAUCAAAAACUAAAGCGCUUCAAAACCAAAAUGGCUCAAAUGAGACACUUCUUCCAUGAGGAUGAAGAGCCCUUCAAUCCAGACUAUGUAGAAGUGGAUAGGAUAUUGGAUGAGUCUCACAGUAUUGACAAGGACAACGGGGAGCCUGUAAUUUACUACCUAGUGAAAUGGUGCUCUUUGCCAUAUGAGGAUAGUACAUGGGAGUUGAAAGAAGAUGUUGAUGAGGGCAAGAUUCGAGAAUUUAAACGGAUCCAGUCAAGGCACCCAGAACUCAAAAGGGUGAAUCGUCCACAGGCAAGUGCCUGGAAGAAGUUGGAGCUGUCACAUGAGUAUAAAAACAGAAACCAGUUACGGGAAUAUCAGCUAGAAGGGGUCAACUGGCUGCUUUUUAAUUGGUAUAACAGGCAGAACUGCAUCUUGGCUGAUGAGAUGGGAUUGGGCAAAACUAUUCAGUCCAUUGCCUUCUUACAGGAGGUAUAUAAUGUGGGCAUCCAUGGCCCCUUCCUAGUCAUUGCCCCAUUGUCCACAAUUACUAACUGGGAGCGUGAAUUCAAUACGUGGACAGAGAUGAACACCAUUGUGUACCAUGGCAGUCUGGCCAGCAGGCAGAUGAUUCAGCAAUAUGAAAUGUACUGCAAAGAUUCACGGGGGCGCCUCAUCCCAGGCGCAUACAAAUUUGAUGCCCUGAUCACCACUUUUGAGAUGAUUUUGUCAGACUGCCCUGAGCUCCGUGAAAUUGAGUGGCGUUGUGUCAUCAUUGAUGAAGCCCAUCGACUUAAGAACCGUAAUUGCAAGCUGCUUGAUAGUCUCAAGCACAUGGACCUGGAACAUAAAGUGCUACUCACAGGAACUCCUUUGCAAAAUACUGUGGAGGAGCUGUUUAGCUUGCUUCAUUUCUUGGAACCUUCACAGUUUCCCUCAGAAUCAGAGUUCCUCAAGGACUUUGGGGAUCUUAAGACAGAGGAACAGGUUCAAAAGCUACAGGCUAUUCUCAAGCCAAUGAUGCUGAGAAGACUCAAAGAGGAUGUUGAAAAAAACCUGGCACCCAAACAGGAAACUAUUAUUGAAGUAGAGCUGACCAACAUCCAGAAGAAAUACUACCGGGCUAUUUUGGAAAAGAAUUUCUCCUUCCUUUCCAAAGGGGCAGGUCAUACCAACAUGCCUAAUCUACUCAACACAAUGAUGGAGUUGCGCAAGUGCUGCAACCAUCCAUAUCUCAUCAAUGGUGCAGAAGAAAAAAUUCUAACAGAAUUUCGGGAAGCUUGCCAUAUUAUACCUCAUGACUUCCACCUGCAGGCCAUGGUUCGUUCAGCUGGCAAAUUGGUCCUUAUUGACAAGUUACUUCCAAAGCUUAAAGCUGGUGGCCAUAAGGUUCUGAUCUUCUCCCAGAUGGUACGCUGCCUGGAUAUCCUAGAGGAUUAUCUAAUCCAGAGGAGGUAUUUAUAUGAGCGUAUUGAUGGGCGAGUUAGAGGCAACCUUCGACAGGCUGCUAUUGACCGCUUCAGUAAGCCUGACUCAGACCGCUUUGUCUUCUUGCUAUGUACCCGGGCUGGUGGACUUGGUAUUAAUCUCACAGCCGCUGAUACAUGCAUCAUCUUUGAUUCAGAUUGGAAUCCUCAAAAUGACCUGCAGGCCCAGGCACGGUGUCAUCGAAUUGGGCAGAGCAAAGCUGUGAAAGUGUACCGUCUCAUCACUCGUAACUCCUAUGAGAGAGAGAUGUUUGAUAAGGCUAGCCUCAAGUUAGGAUUGGACAAGGCUGUGCUUCAAUCCAUGAGUGGUCGGGAUGGCAACAUUACUGGAAUCCAACAAUUCUCCAAGAAGGAGAUUGAAGAUCUCUUAAGAAAAGGAGCCUAUGCAGCCAUAAUGGAGGAAGAUGAUGAAGGCUCCAAGUUUUGUGAAGAGGACAUUGACCAGAUCUUGUUAAGACGAACUACAACCAUUACCAUUGAGUCUGAAGGAAAAGGUUCUACCUUUGCUAAGGCAAGCUUUGUUGCUUCUGAAAAUAGGACAGAUAUUUCCCUGGAUGACCCUAACUUUUGGCAGAAGUGGGCCAAAAAGGCUGACCUAGACAUGGAUCUACUCAAUAGCAAGAAUAACUUGGUGAUUGACACACCUAGAGUACGAAAACAGACCCGUCACUUCAGCACUCUGAAAGAUGAUGACCUGGUGGAAUUCUCUGAUUUGGAAAGUGAGGAUGAUGAACGACCUCGCUCCCGCCGACAUGACCGUCAUCAUGCCUAUGGGCGCACUGACUGCUUUCGGGUGGAAAAGCACCUCCUGGUAUAUGGUUGGGGACGGUGGCGAGAUAUCUUGUCUCAUGGACGCUUCAAGCGACGUAUGACUGAGCGAGAUGUGGAGACAAUUUGCCGGGCUAUCCUUGUGUACUGUCUUCUACACUAUCGUGGGGAUGAAAAUAUCAAAGGCUUUAUUUGGGACUUGAUUAGCCCUGCUGAAAAUGGCAAGACAAAAGAAUUGCAGAAUCAUUCAGUCUUCGAUGUCUCCCCUUCCCCAGGUCUGUCUAUCCCUGUGCCCCGUGGACGCAAAGGGAAAAAAGUAAAGUCACAAAGCACUUUUGAUAUCCAUAAGGCAGAUUGGAUUCGGAAAUAUAACCCUGACACUCUGUUCCAAGAUGAGAGUUAUAAGAAGCAUUUGAAACAUCAGUGUAAUAAGGUGCUGUUGCGAGUACGAAUGCUGUACUACCUAAGGCAGGAGGUUAUUGGAGACCAGGCAGAGAAGGUGUUGGGGGGUGCCAUUGCCAGUGAGAUUGACAUAUGGUUCCCAGUAGUGGAUCAGCUGGAGGUUCCAACAGCAUGGUGGGACAGUGAGGCUGACAAGUCCCUGCUCAUUGGAGUUUUUAAGCAUGGUUAUGAGAAAUAUAAUACCAUGAGGGCAGACCCAGCCUUAUGCUUUCUGGAAAAGGCUGGCCGACCAGAUGACAAAGCCAUUGCAGCAGAACAUCGAGUGUUGGAUAACUUCUCUGACAUAGUAGAAGGGGUUGACUUUGAUAAGGAUUGUGAAGAUCCUGAAUAUAAACCACUCCAGGGUCCCCCCAAAGACCAAGAUGAUGAGGGUGAUCCUUUGAUGAUGAUGGAUGAGGAGAUCUCAGUGAUUGAUGGAGAUGAAGCCCAGGUGACCCAACAGCCAGGCCAUCUAUUCUGGCCUCCAGGCUCUGCCCUGACAGCUAGGCUUCGGCGACUAGUAACAGCCUAUCAGCGCAGCUAUAAGAGAGAGCAGAUGAAGAUAGAGGCUGCAGAACGUGGGGACCGGCGGCGGCGGCGUUGUGAGGCAGCCUUUAAGCUAAAAGAAAUUGCCCGACGAGAGAAACAGCAAAGAUGGACAAGGCGUGAACAAACUGAUUUCUAUCGAGUUGUGUCGACCUUUGGUGUGGAGUAUGACCCUGAUACUAUGCAGUUUCAUUGGGAUCGCUUCCGCACUUUUGCCCGACUGGACAAAAAAACAGACGAGAGCCUUACCAAGUACUUCCAUGGCUUUGUGGCCAUGUGCCGCCAGGUGUGCCGUCUUCCCCCUGCAGCUGGCGAUGAACCCCCGGACCCUAAUCUGUUCAUUGAGCCUAUCACUGAGGAGAGAGCCUCUCGGACUCUCUACCGUAUUGAAUUGCUUCGGCGCUUACGGGAACAAGUUUUGUGCCAUCCUCUUUUGGAAGAUAGGCUGUCGUUAUGUCAGCCUCCAGGUCCUGAAUUGCCCAAAUGGUGGGAGCCUGUUCGGCACGAUGGAGAGCUUCUACGAGGGGCAGCCCGCCAUGGGGUGAGCCAAACAGACUGCAACAUCAUGCAGGACCCAGACUUCUCUUUUCUGGCUGCCCGUAUGAAUUAUAUGCAGAACUAUCAGACAGGAGCACCAGCUCCAUCCCUAUCACGCUGCUCUACUCCACUGCUACACCAGCAGUAUACCUCGCGCACUGCCUCACCACUGCCCCUGCGCCCAGAUGUUCCUGUUGAAAAGCCACCUGAGGAGACAGCUGCCCAGAUCCCCAGUCUGGAGAGUCUGACCUUAAAGCUAGAGCAUGAGGUGGUGGCCAGGAGCCGACCAACCCCACAAGACUAUGAGAUGCGAGUAAACUCCUCUGAUACUGCACCUCUGGUUUCCCGGAGUGUUCCACCAGUCAAACUGGAGGAUGAGGAUGAUUCAGACUCUGAGCUGGACUUGAGCAAGCUGUCACCGUCAUCCUCUUCCUCAUCCUCAUCCAGCUCCAGCUCCAGCACUGAUGAGAGUGAGGACGAGAAGGAAGAGAAGCUAACUGCUGACCGGUCCCAUUCAAAGCUCUAUGAUGAAGAGAGUCUCCUGUCCCUCACUAUGUCCCAAGAUGGAUUCCCAAAUGAAGAGGGAGAACAAAUGACCCCGGAGCUUCUGAUGCUUCAGGAAAGACAAAGAGCCUCUGAGUGGCCCAAGGAUCGUGUCCUGAUAAACCGUAUUGACCUCGUCUGCCAGGCUGUACUCUCAGGGAAGUGGCCUUCUAGCCGUCGGAACCAGGAAAUGGUAACAGGAGGAAUCUUGGGGCUGGGCAACCACUUGCUAGACAGUCCCUCAUUGACCCCAGGAGAAUAUGGUGACUCUCCGGUCCCCACGCCACGAAGUAGCAGUGCAGCUUCCAUGGCUGAGGAGGAAGCAUCUGCAGUCAGCACAGCAGCAGCCCAGUUCACCAAACUUCGCCGAGGCGUGGAUGAGAAGGAGUUUACAGUUCAGAUCAAAGAUGAGGAAGGGGGAUUGAAGUUAACAUUCCAGAAGCACAAGUUGAUGGCUAAUGGAGUAAUGGGAGAUGGACAUCCACUGUUUCAUAAGAAGAAGGGGAAUAGAAAGAAGCUAGUGGAGCUGGAGGUGGAGUGCAUGGAAGAGCCUAAUCACCUUGAUGUGGACCUGGAGACCCGGAUCCCUGUCAUCAAUAAGGUGGAUGGUACUUUGCUGGUGGGUGAGGAUGCCCCUCGCCGGGCUGAACUGGAGAUGUGGUUACAGGGUCAUCCAGAGUUUGCUGUCGAUCCCCGAUUUCUAGCGUAUAUGGAGGAUCGCAGAAAACAGAAGUGGCAGAGGUGUAAAAAAAAUAAUAAGGCAGAAUUUAACUGUUUGGGAGUGGAACCAGUACAGACAGCUAACUCUAGGAAUGGAAAAAAGGGUCACCAUGCUGAAACUGUGUUCAACCGGGUUUUGCCAGGGCCUGUUGCACCAGAGAGCAGCAAGAAGCGGUCCCGUAGGAUGCAACCAGACCUUUCUAAGAUGAUGGCCCUGAUGCAGGGUGGAGGCCCUGGGUCCCUAUCUCUGCAUAACACCUUCCAACACAGUAGUAGUGGCCUGCAGUCUGUGUCAUCUCUGGGUCACAGCAGUGCUACUUCUGCAUCUUUGCCUUUUAUGCCGUUCGUGAUGGGUGGUGCAGCAUCAUCCCCUCAUGUAGACUCCAGCACCAUGCUUCAUCACCACCACCCCCACCCCCACCCCCACCAUCACCACCAUCAUCAUCCAGGCUUGAGAGCCACUGGCUACCCUUCUUCACCAGCUACUACCACCUCUGGCACUGCCUUGCGGUUGCCACCACUGCAACCUGAGGAGGACGAUGAGGAUGAGGAUGAGGAUGAUGAUGAUGAUUUAUCUCAGGGCUAUGAUAGCUCAGAAAGGGACUUCUCACUCAUUGAUGAUCCUAUGAUGCCAGCCAACUCAGACUCCAGUGAAGAUGCUGAUGAUUGAAGCCCCAGCGUUGUCCCCAUUGCUUGGGUGGCUCCUGUGUUUUCAUUUACUCUGGCCCUUGGACUAUGGAAAAGUGGAAAGGGCAGGGGAGAUUUGGGGAGACCCAGGACUCCAGGAGGUGGAAAGGAAAAAAAAAAAAAACUUGUACCUGAUUGCUCCCAGAUCUGAGAGGAUUGGGUGGGCAGGGGAACUCCUAAAGUUAAUACACGACCACUUCCUCAUUUCUGGGGAAGGAAAGGAGACUAGAGCAACUGGUGCGCUCACCCCUCCCUAGACACCUCCAUUAACCACAGACUAUGUAGCGUUGGCCCUAGCCUCUGGCAGAGCCUGUUCCUGGCCGAACUGUGGAUACAGCUGGAGGGUCAGGAACUGUUACCUUCCUUCCCCUUGGCAUUAAUAAAUUUAAGUUAAUCCUU
This is a messenger RNA of Trichechus manatus latirostris (Florida manatee), 12937 nucleotides long. RefSeq names its product chromodomain helicase DNA binding protein 8 (gene CHD8). The transcript has 37 exons. The record is from RefSeq and is a predicted model, not a curated record. Lineage: Eukaryota; Metazoa; Chordata; Mammalia; Sirenia; Trichechidae. Gene Ontology annotation, molecular function: protein binding; ATP binding; ATP-dependent chromatin remodeler activity. The coding region runs from base 4749 to 12521 and encodes 2590 amino acids. Gene Ontology annotation, biological process: chromatin remodeling.